AUGGCUCGUAAGCGUAAGGGGCAGGCACUUAACGACUGCCCCAAGGAUCUUAAUGACAUACCGUACAUCCGCUGGAUGAACCAGCAGAUCGCCAACGGUCGCCAUCCCAAGGGAUUAUCCGCGCCUCCCGCGCUUGACGGCCAGGGAUCCACCGCACAGUCGCCCACAGCGGCCCCGUCACGUGUGCGCCGUCAGCCUUCAAGGACGACAGCAUCGCACCGGCCAGUUGUGGAGCAAUACGACGACGAUGCUGAUGAUGACGACCACGAAGAAGCUGAUGACUCCGACGACGAGUCGGAGGAGCCCAAAGACCAUGGAAUGUCGCCCAGCGACGACGACGACGAAGUCGAAGAGGAUGCCGAGGAGGACGCACAGGAGGAAGUACAGCCUGUCGCUCAACCGCCGAAACGGAGCGCAGCACGCAAACAAGCGUCCAACAAGGGCAAAGCCAAGGCAGCGAAACCUGCAGCGCGCCCUGAGCCGCGGAAGAAACGGGCGGUAGCACCUGACGAGCGUGGAUUAUGGUCCGACAAGGAGAGCACCAUUUUCGCCGCGGCGAAAUGGUUCAUGAAAGAUGAGCUUGAGCCACUCAAAGGGAAGCAGGGGACACAAUAUUUGGCCCGGUUGCUUGCACACAUCAAGGAGUCUAAUCCUGGAUGGUGUAGGGGGGUCAACGCCCUGCAGAAGCAGUGGCGUAACUUGAUGCUCCUUUGGCGGGAGUAUAAGCGCGCCGACGGGGGGUCGGGCAACGGCUCGGUGGAGAAACCACCAUGGUAUCCUUACCUGGACCUGCACAACCAAGACACCGCCGCAGCCGCACCGCAUGCGGUAGACGGUGGCGGUGCGACCAACGUCAACGUGCCGGUCGGCAUGGAGGUUCCAACCUCGUCCCAGCCUGGCACAUCUACGCCAUGCUUUACGGCUCCGCCGCCGACGAACACCGCCACACCCAAGCGCGCCCGGGUGCAUGAGACGGUUUCCAUGCAAGCGGCUAUGUUGGUGUCCGCCACCAUCAAGGAUUGCCACAGCGAUGCGAUGCGAGUCGUCGAGGGCCUCGUCCGUGAAUGGAUGGCGCAAGACCUGCGGCUUGCCCGCGAGCGCAUGUCUGACUCGGCCCCCCCUGAUGUGCACCGCGCGCCGCCGGACUUAUCCCCACCACCGCCGCGCGGGGAGUCCGCGCCACCCCCCGAAACCGCACGGCUGCGAGAGGAUGUGGGCGACGAGCACACCGUCACUCCGGCGACCGAGGAUGUGGAGAUAUGGGUGCGUGGCGUCGACGAUUAG
Closterium sp. Yama58-4 is the source of this 1284-nucleotide messenger RNA. NCBI's taxonomy places the organism in Eukaryota, Viridiplantae, Streptophyta, Zygnematophyceae, Desmidiales, Closteriaceae. The record is from the annotation of a GenBank genome assembly.